GUCUACGCGUACGCGAUGGCAACAGCUGAUCGAGAAAUCCACUUAGUUGUCAGGAAGCGUGUACUUUGGACACGAGCACGAAGUUUUAGUGGCGAGUCGCUUCCACGUAUUAUGCCGUCGUUGGUUAGGCGCAACGAGCGAAAGUACAUAGACGCGAAAUCGAUCGCGUGGUGCCGGGAACAUGAGGACGGCGUGACGAGGAACAUUGACAGCGAAAGCACCAACAGCAUCAGCAGCACCAACAUUAGCAGCAUUAUCACUCGUAUCAGCCACAGCCACAGCCACAACAACAACAACAACAACAACAACAACAAGAACAAUAAUAACAGCAGGAGCAGCAAGAGCAUUAGCGAAAGCAAAAGCAACAUCGGCAGUAAUAAUAAUUAUAACAGCAAGAAUAACAAUAAUAAUAAUAAUAAUAAAAAUAUUAAUUGGACGGACGACGACGGUAUAUCCCGUAACGUCGUCGUCGUUUACUUCGUUGUCUUCGUCAUCGAAGAAAAAAAUUAUUACGCCCGUCGUCGUGGCACCGUUUAAAGGGCCGCGUGUGCGCGCGCGCAUGCACGCACGCACGCACGCACAACGCACGACGCACGACGCUCGCGCCCGCGCCGAACGCCGAAGAACGCGUCCUCGAUCCUCGAGUAUUUCCUCCUUCAUCUCUUUUUCUUCGUCUACUUCUUCUUCUUCUUCUUUUUCUUCUUCUUCUUCUUCUUCUACUACUACUACUACUACUACUACUGUAUUGUCUAUUGGCAUUGGUACGCGUUUCCUCGUCUAAUCAACGUAUUUUCAUUAAACGUAAUCGAUCGAUCUCGAAUCGAUCGAGAGUUGAUCGUUUAUUUAACAUUAUGCCGAUCGUGUGUUCGUAGCGCGAUCGUUUAAAAAAUUUUUGUGAAAUACGUUCGUGGAAAAAAGAAACUUGUUUAGUUCGACGAGUGAAAGAAAGAGAAGAGAUAACGAAGAGAAGCGUGUAAGAACGAAA
This is a messenger RNA of Vespa mandarinia (Asian giant hornet), 985 nucleotides long. RefSeq lists its product as uncharacterized. The record is from RefSeq and is a predicted model, not a curated record. Lineage: Eukaryota; Metazoa; Arthropoda; Insecta; Hymenoptera; Vespidae.